UGCUCAUUGUGUUAACACGGGAAGGUUAUUGUGUGUGAUAUUUAAGCUGCGGAACAAAAUUAGUUUGUGAAAAUUUUGAAACAUAUUUUUAUUAUAUAUAAAAGGAAUUUCAAUACAAACUUGAAUAGAAUUGAAAUACAUAAAACUAUUUUUGAAAAGAAAAAUCAAUUAGAAAUACAAAAUUUGUUUAUUUGGUUAGAAAAUUGUGAGAAAUGUCGAACGUAGAAUCAUCUACUGCUGCUAUGCAACAGCCGCCGUCCUCUACUAGUCACCUAAAUCCAGUAGGAGCAGCUGAAAUGUUGCCCGAAAAUGCUGGCCAAAUGCCUCAACAGGAAACUGUUGGUACGGCUGGGGGGCCCAAUAGUGUUGGACAAUUACGCAGCAGUAGCGUAAAUCUUAAUAGUCCUAAUGGUGGAGGCUCUAAUUUAGUUAUAAAUGAGCAGGGAGGCAAUGGCAAUAAUGAAAUAGACGCAAGUGAACCACCUACAAAGAAACCUAUGUUAGAUCACCCUAGCACUUCAUCAGGUGGGCACGAGAAACUAGAGUAUCGUUUAGGUGGCAUAUUAUGUUGUGCCGUAUGUUUAGACUUGCCGCGUACUGCAAUGUAUCAAUGUCAGAUGGGUCAUUUAAUGUGCGCUGCAUGCUUCACACAUUUGCUAGCAGAUGGACGUUUACGUGAUCAAAUAGCUACAUGUCCUAAUUGUCGCGUUGAGAUAUCUAAAACUACAGCCUCCCGCAAUCUAGCGGUCGAGAAAGCUGCAUCCGAGCUGCCAAGUGAAUGUCAGUAUUGCAAUAAGGAGUUCCCAUACAAAUCGCUUGAACGCCAUGAAGUACGCGAGUGCCAAGAAAGGCCCACCAACUGUAAAUAUGCACGUAUUGGUUGUCAAUGGCGUGGACCAUAUCAUGAAACCACCGAACAUGAACGCAAUUGUUUACAUCCAUCAAAGAAAGGAUUCGAGAUUAUGGCUGCUUUGGAGGCUCAUGACGCAAAAAUUAAACAGGAGAAAACUGUUUUUAAUACUUUGAUUGAUCUUCUCAGUUAUGAAAAGAUCAUUUUUAAUGAUCUUCAAAUGAAACCAUAUCGUACUGAUGAGUAUGUUCAUAAAUUAUUUUAUGAAACUGCAAGGUUUUCGGCUUUUAAUCAUCAGUGGGUGGUUAAGGCUCGCAUAAAUAAUAGCCAGCGAGAUCCACAUCAAUCUAAUGAAAGAACUGUCACUUAUCAGCUUAUAUUGAAGACAAAAACUACCACACCUUUAAGCAUCCAUUUCUUUGCACUCCGGGGUCCAUUUUCUGAUAUGAAGGUAGCAACACAAAUUUAUCGUCAUGAUUUUACUGAUCAGUGUACAGAAAGUGACUAUUAUGUACUCCCAUUACCGGAUAGUUCGGAAUGUAACCGUCUUUUAUCAAAUAAGGGCAUCAACUUUAGGCUCUUAAUGUUUCUCCUGAAUAAAUUGCGUAAAUGAACUAACCAUAAAAUGAUUCCGCAAAAUUGAGAUAUAAAUAAAACUGACAGAAAUCGUAUAUACGAAAUGGAAAUCAACUUUCAGCUUUUAAUAAUACAUGGUUGAAAAUUGAAAAGAAAGCAAAGAACAAUUAAAAAUAUUUUAAAAAG
This is a messenger RNA of Teleopsis dalmanni, 1612 nucleotides long. Its product is annotated as cysteine and histidine-rich protein 1 homolog. The record is from RefSeq and is a predicted model, not a curated record. Gene Ontology annotation, cellular component: nucleus. The transcript has 11 exons. Bases 213 to 1463 code for a protein of 416 amino acids. Lineage: Eukaryota; Metazoa; Arthropoda; Insecta; Diptera; Diopsidae.